Messenger RNA from Camelina sativa (false flax), 2924 nucleotides. RefSeq names its product protein MALE DISCOVERER 2. The record is from RefSeq and is a predicted model, not a curated record. Gene Ontology annotation, biological process: protein phosphorylation. Lineage: Eukaryota; Viridiplantae; Streptophyta; Magnoliopsida; Brassicales; Brassicaceae. Gene Ontology annotation, molecular function: protein binding; protein kinase activity; ATP binding.
ACAACAAAUUGUUGCAAAAGAGAGAGAAGGGAAGAAAAGGGAAGAGGGAGGAGGAGAGAGAGAAGGCUACCACCCCCUUUGGCCCUGGAGAGACCAAAGAUGGUCGAAGAGACAAAACUCUGAGAUCAUCAUCAUCUUCCUGCAAACAAACACACAAGAAAUCGAUUUUUUUUUUUAUUUUUUGUUUUUGAAUAUAGUUAACAUCGAUUUCUGAGGAUAUUUUGAUUUCCCUAAAUCACACAACAUUAUCUUGCUUGCCCUACCCGCUCGCUUGUUUCUUGUUUGCCAGAAACAUAAUAAUACGUUUGCUCGCAUUACAAGGAAGCCCUUUUUUUAUAGUAUCGCAACGAGCUUGUUAUAGAUCCCAGAGAUAUAAUAAACACAGUGAUGAAAAGGGUUUUGUGAAAUCAAAUUUUCAAACCUAAGGAGGAGAAAAAAUGAUGAAGGUCGACCCUGAUAUUCGUGAAUUUUCUUCUGCAUCAUCCUGUUGUACAUUGUAAUUACUAUAUAGAACAUAUCUUCUUCUUUUUUUUUUUUUGGGUUUGGGUUUUUUGGGAUUUUGAUUUGUGUAAUUUAGGAAAAAGUCUUUAGUAUAGUGUUUGUUGUAAAAACAAAAACAAACCGUAUAAUGGGUUGUGGAUACCACUUCCCUUGCUUCCUCUUCUUGAUCAUUAGCCUUCAAGCUCCUCUCUCUUUGUCCCUCGAUUCCCAAGGAUCCGCAUUGUUGAAAUUCCGGGAAAGAGUGAACUCGGAUCCUCAUGGAACUCUUGCAAAUUGGAAUGUUUCUGGUAAUGAUCUCUGCUUUUGGUCAGGGGUGACUUGCGUUGACGGUAAAGUGCAGAUUCUGGAUCUUAGCGGAUGUUCUUUGGAAGGAACGUUAGCUCCUGAGCUUAGCCAAUUGAGUAACUUAAAAUCUCUAAUACUCUCUAGGAAUCAUUUCUCCGGUGGAAUUCCAACGGAGUAUGGGAGUUUCGAAAACUUGCAAGUCUUAGAUUUGAGAGAUAACGAUUUGAGCGGACAGAUUCCACCUGAGCUAACCAAUGACUUAUCGCUAAAACACUUGUUGCUUUCUGGUAACAAAUUAUCGGGUGAUGUGAGAAUAAAGAUCCUGAGACUUCAAUCGGCGUAUGAAGUCCGGUUAAACAAGAGUCCAAAGUUAUCUCCUUUGGCUGUUCUCGGAUGUGCAAACAGAAGACUUGGACAUUGUGUUUCAAGAAACCGUUUCAUUCGAGUAAAAAAGAUAGAAGCUCUUGUAUUCCAUAUCAAAGCAACUUCCAGACGUUUCUUGAAAGCAUUCCCAAGUUUUUUGGAGGAAACUGAUAUCCUCAAACGACGUGAGUUACUCGAGGAGACAAGUAAUUUGGCAGCUGAGCCUGCUCCUUCCGCUCCUAGUCCUUCUCCCGGGAUUAUAACCGAAGCUUCCCCUCGAAGCAGCGGGUCUUUCCCUGCAGUAACUAAUGCAAAGAAGAGAAGACCGCCUUUACUCCCUCCUUCUCCUGAUGAGGACACUAGUCCUGAUUCCUCUAAGGAUCAGCCACAAGCUAAUAAACAGUCAAAACAUGUGUGGAUGUAUGUGGUUAUUGCGGUUGCUUCUUUCGUCGGUUUACUGAUUAUAGUAGCGGGUAUAUUCUUCUGCCGGAAAAGAGCUGUGAAGAGCAUAGGUCCUUGGAAAACUGGUCUUAGUGGACAGUUACAGAAAGCUUUUGUUACCGGGGUACCAAAGCUCAAUCGGUCUGAACUAGAAACAGCGUGUGAGGAUUUCAGCAAUAUUAUAGAGACAUUUGACGGUUACACUGUGUAUAAAGGAACUUUGUCAAGUGGUGUUGAGAUAGCGGUGGCUUCAACCGCGAUUGCUGAGUCUAAAGAAUGGACAAGAGCCAUGGAAAUGGCAUACCGUAGAAAGAUUGAUAAACUGUCCCGGAUCAACCAUAAGAACUUUGUGAAUCUGAUUGGAUAUUGUGAAGAAGAUGAUCCUUUUAAUAGGAUGAUGGUCUUUGAAUAUGCUCCAAAUGGAACCCUUUUCGAGCAUUUGCACGAUAAGGAGAUGGAGCAUCUUGAUUGGGGCGCACGGAUGAGAAUAAUAAUGGGAACAGCUUAUUGUUUGCAACAUAUGCACGAGAUGAACCCUCCCAUGGCACAUUCGGACUUCAACUCAUCAGAAAUCUACCUAACUGAUGACUAUGCAGCCAAGGUCUCGGAGAUUCCUUUCAACUUAGAGGCAAGAUUAAAUCCGAAGAAACAAGUGAGUGGUGACUUGGAGCAAACGUCAUUGCUACUACCUCCAGAGCCAGAGGCUAACGUCCAUAGCUUCGGAGUCUUAAUGCUCGAAAUAAUCUCCGGAAAGCUCUCUUUCUCAGACGAAUACGGAUCUAUCGAGCAAUGGGCAUCAAAGUACCUUGGAAACGACGACUCAGGAGAAAUGAUAGAUCCAUCGUUAAAGACAUUUAAAGAAGAAGAGCUUGAAGUGAUAUGCGAUGUGAUACGAGAAUGCCUGAAAACAGAGCCGGGACAUCGACCUUCAAUGAAAGAUGUAACGGAACAACUUAAACAAGUUAUUAACAUAACUCCUGAGAAAGCUACCCCUAGAUCCUCUCCUCUUUGGUGGGCAGAGCUCGAGAUCUUGUCCUCUGAAGCAACUUGACCAGUCAGAGGUUUCUCCUAUUCAUUUAAUGAUCUCUCUUCUCUCUCUCUCUGUUUACACUGUAACAUUUUUUUUCUUUCUUAUAUGAGCUUUUGGUUUCUUGAUCUUUCAACGUUCAGUUUGUUUUGAUUAGUGUGUCCUUCUCGAUGAAUUUGAUAUAUACGAGUUUCGAUAUGUGCAUUUGUAUAAUGCAAGUAUAUGUCACGGAUUGGACGUAUUAUUUUUCUGAUGAAAUAUGUGUGUAAUUAUGAUUUCUAUUUAUUAGGUUUCGCUUAUUUUUGUA